AUGGAGGGUGUUCCACCUGAUUUGGAACCUGAUGUAAUAAUGCGGAAAAAAGGAAAAAAUGCGAAGUUGAAAAAUAAGCUCAAAUUCGUUCAGGAUUCUGAUUCCAAGCAAUUGAUUGAUUCAUCCCAAGCUAAAUCGGUCUCCUCCCUUGUCAACAAGUUUGAAUCUGAAGCUGUCCCGAUCAGUUCUAUAAUCCCGUCUGAAGCUGGUAAUGCCGAAAAUUCCAAAUUGGUUAGUAUGGCCUUUGAUUCUUCUCUUUUUGUGAAAAAUGAAGAUAUUCCUCCUAAUUGUUUGAUUCUGAAUUCGCAAAUCUCUCAUAAUAUCGCUAAUUUGAAAAAUCAUGUUAUCCCCUGUUCGCUUAAUACCGAGUGCUCCUCUCCUUCUAUUAUUCUGCAUGGCUCGAAUAUUUCUAUUAAUGAAGAGAUGGAUUCAAUUGAUGUUCUAAGUCAUCCUGUUGCUGAAUUUGAAAAAGAUAUUGCUCAAUUUUGUGGAAUUGGAGAGAAAAAUGCUAUGAUGGCUUUUUGGAAUGGAUUAUCUGUAAAUGAAAAAGAAGGAUUUGUUCAUGGUUUGAGAUUCACGAAGAAGAAAUACAAUAAUGGAAUAGAAGCUGAUGAAGACAAGGUGGAUGCUAUUGAUGAUGUUAAGAAGAUCUCCUUGGUCAGUCAAAGGAACGAGAUGCUGCUGAAUUGGAAAGACUUGCCCGAUAAGAAAAAAGAAAAAAUAAUUCGUAAACUUUGCACUAGCAAAGUUAAAAAAUUGGCUGAAGCAAAUUUUGGGAAGAACCGAAUUCCAAUCAAAACUUCUUCUUCUCUGUUCCCUUCUUCGGUUAAUAUGAAAAUCUCUUCGGAACUUGAAGCUUCUGAUGGUCUUCAAAAAGUUGGUGAAACUGUGAUUAAGCUUUUCCCUGAAGGGGAUCCAAAGCUGAAUUUAAAUGAGCCAGUGAGUGUUGAUCUUCAAGAAAUCUGUUCUCUGCAAUCUGUGGUUAAGGAAAAGAAAGAGAAAAGGAAAAUUGAAAUUGAUGAAAUGGUGAGUAGACAACUAGAACAAGUAUGUAAUGAGAUUAUUUUUCACUUCCCUAGCAAGUUCAAUCAUAUUGAAAUUGAAAAAAAAGGAGAGUUUAAUUUCAACUAUGAUGAUCCGGAUGACAAGGGCAUUAAUGUCCAAAUGACGGUUGAUGAAGAUGAGGAUAAGAAAGGAAGUAUUCGAAAUAGUAAUGGAGGGCUUCUCAUCACUGAAAACAUGCUGGAACAAAUGAAGAAUGGGGAGAUAAAGAACAAGGUGAAUAUGAAUGCUCCCAUAAUGGCUUUGGAUGAAUUAAAAACAAAUGAACCUGUGUCAUAUGCUGAAAAAGUUAGUGGGAAGAAGCUUAAUGCAGCAAACCUUAUUUCUAAGGUUAAGAAGAAUGCGGAAUUACCUGAUGGAGUGGUGGAAAUGCCAAUUUGUGAUAUCCUUAAAGGCUGCAGCCCCUUUAAGACCACCCUUUAUGGAUAUUUCAUUGACAAACAUGUUAAUUUUUUUAAUGUUAACAAGUUUGCUCACAACACAUGGAAAAAACAUGGAUUAGAGGAAGUAAUGGUGAAUGACGAAGGAAUUUAUUUUUUCAGAUUUAGCACUGAACAAGGCAUGAUUUCUGUGUUAGAGGGAGGAGUUUGGAUGAUUUUUGACAGUGCCCUUGUCGUUAGAAGAUGGACCACUGGUGUGAGCUCGGCCAAAGAUCAACAUGACAAAGUUCCAGUUUGGGUCAAAAUAUAUAAUGUUCCUCUUGAAUAUUGGAAUGGAACAGGGCUGAGUCAUAUUGCUUGGGAAAUAGGAAAACCACUGGAUGUUGAUGCCCAUACAGCAAAAAUGUGUCAAGAGCAUUGGGGAAGACCGGCCUUUAUGAGAAUUCUGAUUGAAAUGUCUGCUGCAAAGGAAUGGCUAAAGGAAGUUCAUGUAUAUUCGUCGGACCUUACUACAGGAGAAAGAAUUCUGUCAAGAUGCAAAAUUGAAUAUGCUUGGAAUCCUUCCAAAUGCUCUCAUUGCAAGGUUUAUGGGCAUAAAGAUAGUACAUGUGGAAUUUUACUUGCUAAGGAGGCCAAUGAUGCAGUGAAUUCUAAAUCUGAUGAACAUAAUAAGGAUGGCAACAAAGUUGAUUUAAUGGAAAUUCUUAUUGCGAGCACAAAAAAAGUUGAAGAAGAUAAAGAUGGGUUUCAAACAGUGGUCAAAAGAAAUAAGGGAAUAAAUACUGGAGAAAAAAUCAAGGAAGGAAAUGGAAUAAAAAAUCAGAAUGUUUCUCAUGGGCAUUCUUGGAAAAACCAAGGCAAUGGAAGGAAUGCGGCUAAAAGUACUGCUGGAAGUCAGGGGCAAAAAGGGAAUAGUGGAGAAAAAAACUCGGUUGGAAAUCAGGGGCAAAAAGGGAAUAACUUUGAAAAAAAUGGAUAUAGUUAUGGGGGCAACCAAUGGAUUAAGGGGGAAAAUAGUAAAAGUUCUAAUUUCUCGAGCAAAAAUGUUAAUGUUGGAGCUGGCACAGGUGGGAAUAAUGAUCUGGGGAAUUUGCAAGUUUCGGCUGCUCAUAAAGAUCCGAAUUUAUUUUCGGAAAAAAGAAAAAACUUUGGCAGUGGGCUGAAGUAUGUUCCAAAGUCCAGAGAUGAUUUUAAGAUUAGUUCUAACUUUGAUAAAAGCCCAAAAGUUGAAAAAAUUCAAGAUCCUGCGAUUAUUUUGUCCAGCAACAAAUUUGAGGUCUUGAAGAAUUUGGAAGAGGAUAAUCAAAUGGAUUAUUCAAGGAAAAGUAUUCAAGAUAUUGAUCUCGAUUAUUUGGAUAAUGUUGAUCAAAUGGAAGUUAUAGGAGCUAUCCUUGAAUCUCAAGUUAGCUUGAAUAAACUUAAUGAGAAGUGUGAUAAAAUCUUUGGGAAUUGGAAGUGGACUGCUGUUAAGGGGAACUUAGGGCGUACUUACCGCAUUAUUUUGGGAUGGAAUCCGCUUCUUUUUUAUGUUAACUUGAUUGAUCAUAAUGAUCAAGUUAUUCAUUGUAAAGUUUGGUUUCCUUCAAACAACAAAUUUGUCUUUUGUUCCAUUGUUUAUGCUGCCAAUAAGUACAUUGAUAGAAGAGCUUUGUGGUCUUCUCUUGUGCAUCAUAAAAGUUUUGUCAAUGAAGAUCCUUGGAUUAUUGGUGGUGAUUUUAAUGUCACACUUAAUCCUUGUGAAAGUUUCGCUGGAUCUUCCAAAUUUACUAAAGGGAUGGUGGAAUUUCAUGAUUGCAUUAAUUCUCUUGAAAUUCAAGAUAUUAAUUGUAAUGGAUUGAAUUUCACUUGGAAUCAAAAGCCGAAAGGAUUAAAUGGAAUUAUGAAGAAACUUGAUCGUGUCAUGGGCAAUUGCAAACUUCUGGAUCAAUUUCCUUCUAUUUGUGCUUCUUUUCUUCCUUACGGGAUUUCUGAUCAUAGUCCGGUCAUCAUUAAAAUUCCCUCAAGAUCUAAAUUUAAGGUGCUUCCGUUUAAAUUCCCCAAUGUUCUUACCCUCUGUCCUGAUCUGAAAUUAAUUGUUGAAAGGCACUGGAACAUUGAUAUUCAAGAGCUGGAAGCGGUUCAAGUUGAAUUGGACAUGGAUCCGUAUAAUUCUCAUCUUCGCGAUCUGGAGGCAAUUUUUCUUGAAGAAUUCAAAAAAGCUCAUGAUAAGGAAGAGAUUUUCUUAAAGCAAAAAGCUAAAGUUCAAUGGCUAAAGGAGGGUGACAGCAAUUCAAAAUUUUUUCACAGAAUUGUUAAAGGGAAAAUGCAUAAAAACAGAAUAGAAGCUGUUAUGAAUUGUCAUGGAGAGUGGCUGGAAGGGGAGGCUGUUUAUAAAGAGUUUGUUGACUAUUUUCAGGAUUUUCUUGGAAAAGAGGUGACUUGUGACGAAAUUUAUCAGCCUGAUUCUCUUUUCAUUAAUAAAUUGGAUCUUAGUGAUGCUGUUGAUAUGGUUAAGAUUGUUUCUAAUGAUGAAAUUAAGGUUGCCCUCUUUGACAUAGAGGAUGAUAAAGCUCCUGGUUCGGAUGGGUAUUCGGCUAAGUUUUUCAAAUCUAUGUGGACUAUUAUUGGAGAGGAUUUUUGUUUAGCUGUCAAGGAAUUUUUUGCUAAUGGGAAAAUCCUCAAGGAGAUAAAUUCUACUGUCAUUGCUUUAGUCCCUAAAGUUAAUUCUCCUGGGAAAAAUUUUCUGUGGGACUGUGAUGAAUCCAAGAAGGGAAGAGCUAAAGUUUCAUGGUCUUCCAUUUGUAAACCUGUUGAGAAUGGGGGGUUGGGUCUCAGAAAUCUUAGAGUUUGGAACAAAGCUAUUAUAUCUAAAAGAAUAUGGAUGAUUUUAUCUAACUUUGACUCCUUGUGGGUCAAAUGGAUAAACAUUCAUGUUCUCAAGGGUAGAAGUUUUUGGGAUGUUAAGGAAAAACAGGACCUAAGUUGGAGCUGGAGGAAUUUGAUUAGAUUGAGAACCAAAUUUAGAAAUCAUUUUUUUACCAAGAUCGGGAAUGGGGCAAAUUCUUUUAUGUGGUAUGAUGAUUGGCACCAGCUGGGAGCUUUUUCGCAUGUUCUUUCUCCUAGAGAUAUUACUAAAGCUGGAUUCAGAAUCACUGACAAAGUCAAGGAUGUUAUUGUGGGCAAUUCUUGGUCUUGGCCGUCUGAGUGGAUCACUCUUAUUCCUCAAUUGAGAGAUCAUCAAUUGCCGAUUCUUGAUCCUUUGGUGGCCGACAGAACUUUAUGGAGAAAAAGAGAUGGUCAAGUGGUGGAAUUUGAUAUUCAUCAAGUUUGGAGGGACUUAAAUUUCUGCGGUCAGAAGGUUCCUUGGGCCCAUUUGGUUUGGUUCAAACAAUGUAUUCCUAGACUCAGCUUCAUCUUAUGGCUUGCUAUCCAGGAGAGAUUGAUGACCCAGGAUAGAAUGAGAUUUUGGGAUAAAAACAAGAAUCUCAAGUGUGUUUUUUGUAAUAUGCAACCUGACUCGCACAAUCACCUCUUUUUUGAAUGCUCGUAUUCUUCUCUUGUCUGGAACCUAGUGAAAGAUAAAGUGGGAAUCACUAGUAAUUCUCAAGGAUGGGAUACUUUAAUUGAAGAGUUUCAAGAUCUGUUGAAAGGGAAAAGCAUUCAAGUUUUCAUAUCUAAGAUUUCCUUUGCUGCUUCUGUGUAUUUCAUUUGGAGAGAGAGAAAUAGAAGGCUAUUUAGAAAUGGAAAGUCCGAAGAGAGGAAAAUUGCCUUGAAUGUUUUUGAAGAAAUCCGUUUAAAGCUUAUUGGUCUUAAAGGUGUUUUUUCGGGAUUUGAUAAUGUUGUUAAAAGGAAGUGGGGUAUUCCGAUUGGUGAGAAAAAGCAAGAUUUUUAUGAUGAUUAA
Messenger RNA from Lactuca saligna, 5322 nucleotides. NCBI's taxonomy places the organism in Eukaryota, Viridiplantae, Streptophyta, Magnoliopsida, Asterales, Asteraceae. The record is from the annotation of a GenBank genome assembly.